Molecule: messenger RNA, 2256 nt
Organism: Aureobasidium namibiae CBS 147.97
Lineage: Eukaryota; Fungi; Ascomycota; Dothideomycetes; Dothideales; Saccotheciaceae
Exons: 2
Coding region: 1-2256 (751 amino acids)
Source: RefSeq, a predicted model, not a curated record
AUGGCCGACCAUCGCCAACACCCUCGCAACUCGACCGAUGAUGUUUUUGACGACGAAUAUGCCGUAGACGACCACUACGACGGAGUCGCCGACGGCUUCGCUCCUGGCCGCGUCCAGCCCGGCAACGACCGAUGGUCGAUACACUCUCAGGAUCCUUCAAUCCGCAGCGCUCUCGCAUACAUGUCCGACGCCCCUCGUUUCUCCACCGGCUCCACCAGAAAUAGCAUGCACAAGCCGAGAGAGGAUCAGAACCCCUUCAGCAGCAACGAGGACGAUGAUGACGACAAUACCGACGAACGCUCGGCUCUUCAUCGCUCUUCGAGUAUCCAGUCCUCUUCGACUGCCCAAUACGCUCCUGGAAUUGCCCAUAGACUCAGUACUGCCUCGUCAGCCAGGGCUUUUGCACGUACCGCAACCCCUGUUCCUGCCAACACCGGCCCUAGCCACCCCUACUCCAUGUAUCCUCAGGACACCAAUGUAGCCCGCCACCCCUCCACCUCUACCACCGCAUCGACCAUUCGUGCUGCUCAAUCUACCGCCACCGUAACCCAAGGCCCUACACACCCUUACAGCAUGUAUCCCCAGCAUGUCUCUGAACACGACAUAACCGACUCUGCUGCCGCCACAAGCCAUGCACAGACAGUGAUUCCAGUGGGGUUUCCCGGCAGGACUCAAGCCUUUGUACGAGCUCGAGGCCCUGGAGACGAAGAGCAAGACAUUAUUGGUGUCGAUGGCCACUCAGAACAACUUCCCCCUUAUUCUGAGUAUCCCGAGGACGGUGUACCGAAACCCAUUGUACUACCAGGAGCAGUACAAAAUGACACUCCUCCCAACGGACCUCAAGUACUCAUGCCGUUGAUGCAGCAGCAGCGUCAGCCUGAAAGCAUGUCUGAUCAGGCCACCGCUCAUGGCUUUGCCGAGAUGCAACAACUGAACUCUACCGACUCGUAUGGCGCUUCGUCAGAGGCCAAGAGUUGGAAGGAGAAGACGUGGAAAGAAAAACGGAAGACACGUUUCUGUGGUAUCCCCUUCUGGUGGAUACUGCUGUCUCUUUGCGUGCUUGCUUUCAUCGCCAUCGUCCUUGGUGCCUCUAUUGGCGGCAUUUUUGCCGGUGCUCGGAAAGAAGCUGUCAAAGCCGUGACCAAACACAACGGCAACAACACGACCACUCUUUUAGAUGCCUCUCCCAUUCCUACAUCUUCAAUAGGAGCACCACCGCCGACCGGCGUCUACGCUCUGGACUUUGGCCCACCAAGAGCUACGCAAUCAGCGUGCAUAGCCAAUCAGAACUACUCAGCAGCCUGGACGUGCAACAUUUAUGGCAUACCACAGAUGGCUAUCAAUAUUGGCCUUCCGCCCGACGGAAGUAGCGGCGAGGGUGCCUCCUUGUACGGCUUCAGCAACGCCACUGGCAUAAACUACGGCACUCAACCUCCUAACACUCAAUUUGCCCCAUUCAUCUCCGUCGAGGAUGACGAUGAACCUUUCCGAGGACCUGCCUUCUAUUUCCAGACCUUCUACGACAAGUUUGUUGUUGUUCCCGAGUCGUCCCUGCCCGCAAGUGGUGCUAGCAGUCCGCAGAAGCGCUCCUUCGUUAACAACGAUUGGUUUACUCAGCACCAAGUUGCGGCAGGAGACAAACCGUGGUUUUGCUGGUUCAACGGUACUUUCCUCGAAGGCUUCAUCUACGCCAACAACUACACUGAUCCGAGCCAGUCCUCCAUGUCUUCAUCUGCAUUCUCAUCCAUGUCCUCAUCCCCAUCCUCAAAACACGCCAAGACCUCAUCGUCUCCACUGACCACCUCUACUAUCAUUGAGGUCUCCGGCCCUUCAACGACAGCUACCUUGACUUCUGCCACCCAGACAGCCUCGUAUACUCACUCUGCCUCCAACCCCUACUCACAUGGACGCAGAGCAAAGCGCAGUUGGCAGUUGGAAAAACGAAGCUGGACAUUUGCUGAACUGUCUUCUUUCGGCUACGUUGUCAAGAUCGAAGAACGUCGUGUACCGGACAGUGUUGAGCCUUACUGUCAGCAAUUUCAAAUUCUGGACAACGGCAUGGCAGGUCCCUUAGUGGACCCCAGCACGAAUCAGCAGAUAACGGUCUAUCUGCAAGAGACCGAUCCCGAUUACAGUGCUUACCAACAAGAGACGUAUGGAGGAGCAGCUCCAACCGGGACGUCAAAGGUCAAGCGUGAUCCUAUCAACGGCGCUUGUCACUGCGAAUGGUGGAGUGGAUCUUCACCCAGCUCGUAA